AUGAAAAUUAUUAUUGUAUUUAUCGUUUUAAUUACAAUUGCCGUGGCCUAGUCAUAGCAAGGCUUUGAUGAAAUCAAGUCAUGGAGGGAAAGAAUACAAUUUAAAUAAGAUUAUGAGAAAUUAUAAGAAAUGAUUCAAUAGGUCGAUCACAUUAUUGCCUAUUUAGAUACUGAAUAGGGAAAGAAUCUUACUCCAAAAUAAUAUGAAGAAUUGCUUAAUGAAAUUACAGUAAUUGAAUAAGAGAUCAAAGUGAUAACAUCAGCCUACAAAGAAGACGAUUUAUGAUUAUUUAUAUCAAUGUGUCAAUUAUCUUAAAAAGCCAUCUACAUUAAUA
Paramecium tetraurelia is the source of this 334-nucleotide messenger RNA. RefSeq lists its product as uncharacterized. NCBI's taxonomy places the organism in Eukaryota, Ciliophora, Oligohymenophorea, Peniculida, Parameciidae. The transcript has 2 exons. The record is from RefSeq and is a predicted model, not a curated record.